Molecule: messenger RNA, 1589 nt
Organism: Mauremys reevesii (Reeves's turtle)
Lineage: Eukaryota; Metazoa; Chordata; Testudines; Geoemydidae
Product: nicotinamide riboside kinase 2-like
Exons: 8
Coding region: 285-926 (213 amino acids)
Cellular component (GO): cytoplasm
Source: RefSeq, a predicted model, not a curated record
AGCGUGAGGGAAUCUUGGCGCGGCGGUUGUUUUCCCCUUUUGCGGAGCGCUUCGGUGCGGCACUGACGAGCCCGGCUGCUCCCUCCUCCCGGGACCAUGGCGCUGCCCUGUAGUUGACGUUUGUUUCUCCUCCCCCUCACUUUCUUCUGCUCCUUUUCCUCCCUCUCGCUCCCCUCCGCCGCGUCCCGGCUCGGACGAGCGGUCGCUCCCGGACCCCCUGUCCUCUCCGUCUCCCCCCAUAGGAACAGGCUGUAAGGGACGCGCGGGCGGCUUGGUGCCGCACCAUGAACAUCAUCAUCGGCAUCGGCGGGGUCACCAAUGGAGGCAAGACCACGCUGACCCACAAGCUCAUGCAGGCCCUGCCCAACUGCAGCGUGGUGCAUCAGGAUGACUUCUUCAAGCCCCAGGACGACAUAGAAGUUGAGGAUGGAUUUAAACAGUAUGAUGUUAUUAGUGCCUUGGAUAUGGAAGCUAUGAUGAGUACCAUCAAUGCUUGGAUGAAAAACCCAAUUAAGUUUGAACGCUCACAUGGCAUCAAUAACACCUUGGAUGCCAAAAUAUUACAGUAUUCAGAAGAGAGAGAUGAAACAAUCCAUAUUCUUAUUGUAGAAGGCUUUCUUCUUUACACUUACAGACCAUUGAUUGAGAUAUUCCACCAUCGGUGCUUUCUUUCCAUUCCAUAUGAAGAAUGCAAGAGGAGGAGGAGUUCAAGGAACUACACAGUACCAGAUCCUCCUGGAUUGUUUGAUGGCCAUGUCUGGCCCAUGUAUGUUAAACACAAGAAAAUAAUGGAAGAUCUCAAAGUUGAUGUGGUUCAAUUGGAUGGAACAAAAUCAAAGAAGGAGCUGUUUAAUGAAGUUUAUGAACAGAUCCAGAACAAGAUUGAGAAACUACUGCUUAUGCAGAGUUUCCUUAUCUACGUCUAACCAGCCAGCUGCAUCUGAAACAGGACUGUUCAUGAGUACAUCAGGCGGUCCCAUAGGUGGUGUGACAUGAAGCAUUUCAUACUGGGCAGAGAAAGAAAGAAACAGCUAGAUAAAUGGAAUUCAAUGAACACGAUUAAAAUUGAUACCCUUAUUAUAGCAGGUCAGAUCUGCAUUGGGAUGAGGGGAGAAGAUUAAAGAGUGGGGGAGAAAAGGCUCUUUUGCCUUGUUACAGUCAAAUGUAAGGUUCAGCGUCUUAGUAUUUUGAGUGUGUCCUUGCUACAUGCUUUAAGAUCGCUAGUCAGUUACUGAUCCACUCCAGCUGUGCUAUUCAAGCAAUUUUAGUCAGAGCAGAGCUUCUUUUGACCACUCAGCUACAUCCGCUGAGAGUGCAGAUCCUGCUCAGAGUUUUAUGAGGGAAAGGACAAUAUUACCGUUUUAGCUGGGAUAGCCCCUUUUUUUUGGUUCCAUGUUUGAAGUUAGUUACUCAGUUUUCUACAUGCCGGGAGGUGGAAUCUCAGUAUUUCAGUUGACAGUAAAUAGUGAUGGCAAAAACAGAAGACCAAACUAAAGGCCUGAAAGCUUCUACCUUACUGACCUGAUAAACCUCAGUCACUCCAGGUGUGUCCAAAUUCUCAAAUACAGCUUCUUGUUUGUCUGCUCGAA